CAUUGUGUUCUUUCUCCAAAACCACCACCUUUGGGUUGUGAGUGCUUCCUUCCCUCCUUUUUAUAUUCAUGCACAUGCCUUCAACCCAUCAUCUAAUCUUCCAUUUAUUCAAUUGCCUUCUCUCGUUGACUUCGUCUUCACACCACAAUGGCUUCUACCUUGUCUUACAUCUCUUUCAAUCCCUCAAUGCCAGUUUUCUCAGGCACCCAUUUCUCAGUUCCCAUGUGCAAAGACCUUUCACUGGAAAAUGUUUCACCUUUUGCCAGUUACGGAACCAGAAGAACCAAGUUUAGGAAGAAACUGGCGCUGGUCAAGGCUACGGUGGCAGAGGCAGCACCUGCUGCAUGGAAAAUUGUGGCUGAAAAUGGUACCCCUCAGAAAAAGAAGCUUAGAGUGCUUGUGGCUGGUGGAGGGAUUGGUGGGUUGGUUUUUGCUUUGGCUGCAAAGAGGAAAGGGUUUGAGGUGGUGGUGUUUGAGAGGGACUUGAGUGCUAUAAGAGGGGAGGGGCAGUACAGGGGUCCAAUUCAGAUACAAAGCAAUGCUUUGGCUGCUUGGGAAGCCAUAGAUUUGGAGGUUGCUGAUGAAGUUAUGAGAGUCGGUUGUAUCACGGGUGAUAGGAUCAAUGGCCUUGUGGAUGGGAUUUCUGGCUCUUGGUACAUCAAGUUUGAUACAUUCACUCCUGCAGCAGAGCGUGGGCUUCCAGUCACUAGAGUUAUUAGUCGAAUGGCUUUACAAGAAAUCCUUGCUCGUGCAGUUGGGGAAGACAUCAUUAUGAAUGGCAGUAAUGUUGUUAAUUUUGUUGAUCAUGGAAACAAGGUAACAGUGGAGCUGGAGAAUGGUCAGAAAUACGAAGGAGAUCUCUUGGUUGGAGCAGAUGGGAUCUGGUCCAAGGUGAGGAAUAAGUUAUUUGGUCAAACAGAAGCUACUUACUCUGGCUAUACUUGUUACACUGGUAUUGCAGAUUUUGUGCCUGCUGACAUUGAGUCUGUUGGGUACCGAGUAUUCUUAGGACAUAAACAAUACUUUGUAUCUUCAGAUGUUGGUGCCGGAAAGAUGCAAUGGUAUGCAUUUCACAAAGAACCUGCUGGUGGUGCUGAUAUCCCCAAUCGAAAAAAGGAAAGGCUACUUAAGAUAUUUGAGGGUUGGUGUGAUAACGUGAUUGAUUUGCUACUUGCCACAGAUGAAGAGGCGAUUCUUCGACGAGACAUAUAUGAUAGGAUGCCAUCAUUUACAUGGGGAAAGGGCCGUGUCACCUUGCUUGGUGAUUCCAUCCAUGCCAUGCAGCCAAAUAUGGGCCAAGGAGGAUGCAUGGCUAUUGAGGACGGUUAUCAACUUGCACUGGAGUUGGACAAUGCAUGGCAACGAAGCAUAAAUUCAGGCUCUUCAAUUGACAUUGAUUCUUCCUUAAAGAGCUAUGAGAAAGAGAGGAGAUUACGAGUUGCCAUUAUUCAUGGAAUGGCUAGAAUGGCAGCUUCAAUGGCUUCCACCUACAGGGCAUAUCUGGGUGUUGGUCUUGGGCCAUUAGAGUUUUUGACCAAGUUUCGGAUACCACAUCCUGGAAGAGUGGGAGGAAGGUUUUUUAUUGACAAGUUGAUGCCUUCAAUGUUGAACUGGGUCUUAGGUGGCAAUAGCUCCAAACUUGAAGGCAGACCAGUAUGUUGCAGGCUCUCAGACAAAGCGAACAACCAGCUGCAGAGAUGGUUUGAAGACGAUGAUGCUCUUGAGCGUGCCAUUAAUGGAGAGUGGAUUUUAUCACCAUGUGGAGAUGAAGCAGGUCCUUCAAAACCUAUAUGUCUAACUCAAGAUGAGAUGAAACCCUGCAUAAUCGGGAGCACCCAGCAAAAAGAUCACCCUGGCAGUUCAAUUAUAAUUCCUUUACCCAAGGUUUCUCAAGUGCAUGCUCGAAUUAACUAUAAGGAUGGCGCCUUCUUCUUGACUGAUUUGCGGAGUCAAUAUGGCACUUGGAUCACUGACAAUGAAAGAAGGAGGUACAGGGUACCUUCAAAUUACCCUGCUCGCAUUCGUCCAUCUGAUGUGAUUGAGUUUGGUUCUGAUAAGGCCUCAUAUCGGGUUAAGGUGACAAGAUCUGCUACAAUAGAAUCUACAAAGGAAGGGACACAUUUUUUUGGGAAAGUAUGAUUAUGAUUCUAUUCAGUCACACUUUGUCUUGUAAGUUACAGAAAAGUUGUACAGCAAAAAAAUGAGAGCCGUAGAGUCAACAUCUGCCUUCUUCGAGUGCAGGGUAUUAUACAACAAUGCCAAUCAUUUAGGAUCAUAACAUUUUAUACAAACUUCUGAUUGUGAUUUACAGAAUACAAUUGAACACUUACUGCUUAUACAUUCAAGAAAGGAAAAUUGAAUUUAUGUCUCCAAUCUCUUCUUUGUAACUUUACUUGUUUUGGACUGAGCCCCUUUUACUUGAAGGGCUUAGCCAAAUUCAUGACAGGUCUUUAUAUGGCUAGUUGAUUGUACUUAUAGCAUGGAUAGUGUUCAUAUGUUGCAAUCUAAAUUUGUUGGCAAUGUUUUAGUUUC
This is a messenger RNA of Cajanus cajan (pigeon pea), 2532 nucleotides long. Its product is annotated as zeaxanthin epoxidase, chloroplastic. Lineage: Eukaryota; Viridiplantae; Streptophyta; Magnoliopsida; Fabales; Fabaceae. The record is from RefSeq and is a predicted model, not a curated record. Gene Ontology annotation, molecular function: zeaxanthin epoxidase activity; FAD binding; protein binding. Gene Ontology annotation, cellular component: chloroplast; membrane. Gene Ontology annotation, biological process: abscisic acid biosynthetic process.